AUGGGGGGGGUGGGGGGGGGUGAGAGCACAGAGAGGGGAAAUGGGACUGCUGUGUCAAUAUCACAACACCAGACCCUGUCUAGUCUGACACCUGGUGGAGGAGAGGAGAAUUACACCUCUUAUCGCCGUUUCCUGUUCCUCUCUGACUCUCUCAGGUUGACUUCACUGCUCAGAGCUGCCGUCAGCACCACAAUACCCCGUCUGGUCUGCCACCUGUUGGUCAACAGGAGCAUUACACAUCCCUCCAUUAUCGUUUCAUGUCUGUUUUUAUUCCCUCUCUCUGGUUGACUUCACAUCUUGAGAGACAGAGAGAGCAUCCAAGUGUUGUCUGAAGGAGAACAGAAUAGAGCAGGCUGUAUCUCUCCACCUAGUUGUUAACUCCUCUCCUCUGUCGAAGGGUUGUCUGAAGGAGAACAGAAUAGAGCAGGCUGUAUCUCUCCACCUAGUUGUUCACUCCUCUCCUCUGUUGAAGUGUUGUCUGAAGGAGAACAGAAUAGAGCAGGCUGUAUCUCUCCAUCUAGUUGUUAACUCCUCUCAUCUCCUCUGUAUCAGAUAAUCUUCCCAAAACGAAAGUCUCAUUUUCUCUUCUUUUCUCUUCACCCCUUCAAACACAGACAGACUGCAGCCCUGAGCUUCUAAGUAAAGCUUUAUUUUUAGUGUGUGUGUGUGUGUGUGUGUGUGUGUGUGUGUGUGUGUGUGUGUGUAUAAAGCACAGCCCUAAUAAAAUGAGGGCUUUUCAUGUCCUGGAUUCCAUAUUUUGUCUAGAUUAAGGGAUUACAGUUUCUUCCAAGCAUAUUAAUUGGAUUUUCCUGGAGCUGUUGUUUUUCUUGCUAGCAGGUGUUUUACACAGCUAUCUAGUACAGUUUAUCAACUGUCAUUUGUUUGCUCAAAUCAGUGCACUAUAAAGGGAAUUUGGGACUCGCACAUAUCCACAGCCAACUAUGUGAGCUGAGCCAAGCUAGAUCUAAAGUAGUGCACUAUAUAGGGAAUAGGGUGCACUUUGGGACGCACCCAUGCAGACAAUUGUUAAGGACUUUGACAGUUCUCCUUCAGAGCUGAUUCUCCUCAGGUGUAGAUGUGUCUCUACAUGUUUGUGUAUGCGUGUGCGUGUGUUGCCCAGGUGCUCAGCUCGUCACGUCUUAAGUAGAGCAUUCAGUGGAGCAUCAAAGAACAAUGCAAAUAGUCCGGGUGGCCAUUUGAUUAGCUGUUCAGGAGUCUUAUGGCUUUGGGGUAGAAGUUGUUAAGAAGCCUUUUGGACCUAGGCUUGGCGCUCCGGUACCGCUUGCCGUGCGGUAGCAGAGAGAACAGUCUAUGACUAGGGUGGCUGGAGUCUUUGACCAUUUUUAGGGCCUUCCUCUGACACCGCCCUGGUAUAGAGGUCCUGGAUGGCAGGAUGCUUGGUCCCAGUGAUGUACUGGGCCGUACGCACUACCCUCUGUAAUGCCUUGCAGUCGGAGGCCGAGCAGUUGCCAUACCAGGCGGUGAUGCAACCAGUCAGGAUGCUCUCGAUGGUGCAGCUGUAUAACUUUUUGAGGAUCUGAGGACCCAUGCCAAAUCGUUACCUUGGUGUUCUUGGGCACAGGGACUAUGGUGGUCUGCUUGAAACAUGUUGGUAUUACAGACUCAGUCAGGGAGAGGUUGAAAAUGUCAGUGAAGACACUUGCCAGUUGGUCCAGCGCAUGCUCGGAGUACACGUCCUGGUAAUCCGUCUGGCCCUGCGGCCUUGUGAAUAUUGACCUGUUUAAAGGUCUUACUCACAUCGGCUACGGAGAGCAUGAUCACAGUCGUCCGGAACAGCUGAUGCUCUCAUGCGUGCUUCAGUGUUGCUUGUCUCGAAGCGAGCAUAGAAGUAAUUUAGCUCGUCUGGAGGUCAUGUGUCACUGGGCAGCUCGUGGCUGUGCUUCCCUUUGUAGUCUGUAAUAGUUUUCAAGCCCUGCCACAUCCAACGAGCGUCAGAGCCGGUGUAGUACGAUUCAAUCUUAGUCCUGUAUUGACUCUUUGCCUGUUUGAUGGUUCGUCGGAGGGCAUAGCGGGAUUUCUUAUAGGCGUCCGGGUUAGAGUCCCGCUCCUUGAAAGCGGCAGCUCUACCCUUUAGCUCAGUGCUGAUCGUGCCUGUAAUCCAUGGCUUCUGGUUGGGGUAUGUACGUACGGUCACUGUGGGGACGACGUCAUCGAUGCACUUAUUGAUGAAGUCAGUAUGUCAUCUGUAUUGAGAUACUUAAAAGAAGGAUGCAAACAGAUUUUUUGUAAUAACUACAUAUUGGUGGUGCCCCGCUUUAGAUCAAAUCAACUCCCAACCUGACCCCCCCCCCCUUUCAUCUUCCUCUCUCUUUUGAUCUCUCCCCCCCACCCCCUCCCUUAUAGAUGCGUCAGGGUGCGUUCCUGGUGAAUGCAGCACGGGGAGGGCUGGUGGAUGAGAAGGCCCUGGCUCAGGCGCUGAAGGAGGGGAGGAUACGUGGCGCUGCCCUGGACGUGCACGAGACAGAACCGUUCAGGUGAGACACACACACACAUAAGUGGACGUCCACUAGACAGAACCGUUCAGGUGAGACACACAGUGGAUGAGGAUAUGGUUUCACCUGGCAGCAACACCCCCUACCGGCUCAGUAUAGUUUCACCUGGCAGCAACUCCCCCUACCAGCUCAGUAUAGUUUCACAUGGCAGCAACACCCCCUACCAGCUCAGUAUAGUUUCACCUGGCAGCAACACCCCCUACCAGCUCAGUAUAGUUUCACCUGGCAGCAACACUCCCUACCAGCUCAGUAUAGUUUCACCUGGCAGCAACUCCCCCUACCAGCUCGCGGCUGUGCUUCCUUUUGUAGUCUGUAAUAGUUUUCAAGCCCUGCCACAUCCGACGAGCGUCGGAGCCGGUGUAGUACGAUUCAAUCUUAGUCCUGUAUUGACUCUUUGCCUGUUUGAUGGUUCGUCGGAGGGCAUAGCGGGAUUUCUUAUAAGCAUCCGGGUUAGAGUCCCGCUCUUUGAAAGCGGCAGCUCUACCCUUUAGCUCAGUGCGGAUGUUGCCUGUAAUCCAUGGCUUCUGGUUGGGAUAUGUACGUACGGUCACUGUGGGGACGACGUCAUCGAUGCACUUAUUGAUGAAGCCAGUGACUGAUGUGGUGUACUCCUCAAUGCCAUCGGAUGAAUCCCGAAACAUAUUCCAGUCUGUGCUAGCAAAACAGUCCUGUAGCUUAGCAUCUGCCUCAUCUGACCACUUUUUUAUUGACUGAGUCACUGGUACUUCCUGCUUUAGUUUUUGCUUAUAAACAGGAAUCAGGAGGAUAGAGUUAUGGUCAGAUUUGCCAAAUGGAGGACGAGGGAGAGCUUUGUACGCGUCUCUGUGUAUGGAGUAAAGGUGGUCUAGAGUUUUUUUUCCUCUGGUUGCACAUUUAACAUGCUGGUAGAAAUUAGGUAGAACGGAUUUAAGUUUCCCUGCAUUAAAGUCCCCGGCCACUAGGAGCGCUGCCUCUGGAUGAGCGUUUUCCUGUUUACUUAUAGCCUUCACACAUCAACAAGACGUCAACAGAGGAGUGUUUGAUGACUUGUAAUCCCACACUACAGUAACUCACAUCAGUGACACCUUCACACACAACGUAGGACCAGGGCACGGAGAGUGAGUGAGUAGGGAGGAUUGAGAGAAGAAGAAGGAGAGGAAGUCUCAGCAUCUGUUAUCAGGGAUGGAGAGGAGAGAGAGAAUGAGUAGAAGUAUGAGCAGUAGGAGAGAGAUGAGGAGAGGAUAAGAAGAGAUGCGAGAUGAGGAGGAGGAGAGGAAGGAGAUUAAAAAAAAAAAAAAAGGGGGGGGGGGGGGGGGGGCUUUUUUUGGGUUUUUAAAAAAUUUUAAACCCUUAAAAACCAAGGGCGGGCCGGUGUUUUUUUUUUUUUUAAAAAUAAAAUUUUGAUUUUCUUUGGGGGGAAAAAGGUCCUGUGGGGGAGUGUUUGAUUUUUUGGGGGCCCUAAUGUGGUAUUAAAGACGGAUUUAAUCCCAAAUUAUCCCGGGACAAAACGUCCCCGUAGUUUUCGGGUCUUACCCUUCAUUACGAGUCACGGUGUUUUUGUUUUUUUCAAAACAGGAAUAGGGGAAAUUACAAUUGGGCCGGAGGAGAGGGGAGUUUUUUUGGCCGGGGAGGAGAAGGGGGGUUUUUUUCCCCCGGGUUAAAUUUAAAAGGGGGGGGUAAAAUUUUUUAGUUUUGAAAUUUUUUUUUUUUUUUUUUUUUUUUUUUUUCUUUUUCCCCGGCCCCUGGGCCGCCUCUUUGCGGGUUUUUUUGCCUUUCCCCUCCGGUCCGGGGGUUUUUGCGUCCCCUCGUUCUCCGGCCUCCCCCGGGGGGGCCGGGGGGGGGGGGGGAGGCGAGGGGGGGGGGCCCGCUCUUUCGGGGGGGGGGAGGGGGGGGGGGAAAAAGGGGGGGGGGGGGGGGGGGGGGGGGUGGGAAUAAAAGGGGGGGGGGGUUGGGGGUUUAAAAAUAAGGGGGUAGGGGAGAAAAGGGAUUUUUGGGGGGGGGGUUAAAAAGGGGGGGGGGGAAAUGGGGGGGGGAAAAGGGGGGGGGGGAAAAAGGGGGGCCCCCCCAAAAUUUUUAAAAAAAAAAAAAAAAAAAAAAAAAAGGGGGGGGGGGGGGGGGGGGGGGGGGGGGGAAAAAAAAAAAAAAAAAAAAAAAAAAAAGGGGGGAAGGGCCCCGGGGGAAGGAAAAAAAAUGAUGAAAAAGGGUAGGAAGGGGUUGAGAGGGGGGGGAGUUAGGGGAAAGGGGGGGAGGGGAAGGGAAAAGUGGGGGAAAGGGUAGGGGGGGAAAAAAGAAGGGGGGGGGGGAAUAUGCUGGUUCUUCCCUUUGAGUCUGUAAUAGUUUCAAGCCCUGCCACAAAUCCGACGAGCGUCAAAGAGCCAUGUAGUACGAUUCAAUCUUAGCCCCUGUAAUUGACUCUUUGCCUGUUUGAUGGUUCUCGGAGGGCAUAGCGGGAAUUUCCUUAUGGCGUCCCGUGUUAGAGGCCCCUCCUUGAAAGCGGCCGCUCUACCCUUUAGCUCAGUGAGCUGAUCGUGCUGUAAUCCGAUGGCUUCUGUUGGGGUAUGUACGUACGGUCCCACUUUGGGCGACGUCAUCGAUGCACUUAUUGAAUGAAGUCAGUAUGUCAUCUGGUAUUGAGAUACUUAAAAGAAGGAUGCAAACAGAUUUUUUGUAAUAACUACAUAUUGGUGGUGCCCGCUUUAGAUCAAUCACUCCCAACUGACCCCCCCCCCCUUUCAUCUUCUCUCUCUUUUGAAUCUCUCCCCCCACCCCCUCCCUUAUAUACCGUCCAGGGUGCGUUCCCCCUGGUGAAUGCAGCACUGGGAGGCUGGUGGAUGAGAAUGCCCUGGCUCAGGCGCCUGAGGAGGGAGGAUACGUGGCGCUGCCUGGAGUGCACGAGACAGAAACCGUUCAGGGAGAACACACACACAUAAGUGGGACGUCCACUAACAUCACCGUUCAGGUGGGACACCCAGUGGAUGAGUAUAUGGUUUUCACCUGGCAGCAACACCCCCGAACACCACCUACCCGCUCAGUAUAGUUCACCUGUCAGCAACUCCCCCUACCAGCUCAGUAUAUUUACAUGGCUCAACACCCCUACCAGCCAGUAUCAGUUGUCACCUGGCAUCAACACCCCCUACCAGCCCUCAGUUAUAGUUUCACCUGGCACACCACUCCCUACCACUCAGGUAUAGUUUUUCCACCUGGCAGCACUUCUCCCCUACCGCUCGGCGGCUUGUGCUUUCCUUUUUUAGUCUGUAAUGUUUCCAGCCCUGCACAUCCACGAGCGUCGGAGGCCGGUGUAGUACGAUUCAAUCUUAGUCCUGUAUUGACUCUUUGCCUGUUUUGAUGGUCGUCGGAGGGCAUAGCGGAUUUCUUAUAAGCAUCCUGGUUAGAGUCCCUCUCGUUGUGAAAGCGGCAGCUUCUAAAACCCUUUAGCUCGUGCGGAUGUUUUCCCUGUAAUCCAUGGCUUCUGGUUUGGUGGUGUUACGUACGUCCCUGUGGGGACGACGUCAUCGAUGUCACUUAUUGAUGAAGCCAGUGACUGAUUUGGGUGUACUCCUCAAUGCCAUCGAUUAAUCCCGAAACAUAUCCCUCUGUUGCCUAGCAACAGUCCGUAGCUUAGCAUCUGCCUCAUCUGACCACUUUGUUAUUGCUGAGUCACUGUACUUUGCCCCUGCUUUAGUUAGUUUUUGCUUUAAACAGGAAUCAGGAGGAUAGAGUAUAUGGUCAGAUUUUGCCAAAUGGCGGGAACAGGGAGAGCUUGUACGCAUCUCUGUGUGUGGAGUAAAGGUGGUCUAGAGUUUUUCUUUCCUCUGUUGCACUUUAAAUGCUGGUAAAUUAGGUAAACGGAUUUAAGUUUCCCUGCAUUAAAGUCCCCGCCACUAGGAGCGCUUCCUCUGGAUGAGGUUUUUCCUGUUUAACUUAUAGCCUUCACACAUCACCAAGACGUCAACAGAGGAUGUUUUGAUGACUUGUAAUCCCACCUACAGUACUCCCAGCAGUGACACCUCACCACAAACGUAGGACAGGGCACGAUGAGUGAGUGAGUAGGGAUGAUGAGAGAAUAAGAGGAGAGGAAGUCUCGCAUCUUUUAUCAGGGAUGGAGAAGAGGAGAUGAAGGGAAGGAGAUUGAUAUGAUGAGGGGGGGUACAAGACACCAGCCAGGUGCAACCUUAUUAUGACGCUAAUGUCUUCAUAUGCUAUUAAGAGAGUAGAUGAGGAGAUUCCAGAGCAUUCUCAUGAUUAGAGUUCAUUCAUAGUCAAGAUGAUAUCGGAGCUGAGGACUAUUAUAUCAAGAGAAUGAUUUAAGAGAGGCGAUGAGUCAUCGGCGCUUCUUCUCGUCGCUUCCCUCCUGCCCGCUCGUUCUCAUGCGUCUCUUCGCUUCCUCUCUUCUCUUCGUGUCUCUCUUCCUGCGGCGCGUCGCUGCGCGCGGCCGUCGUCUCCUGCUCUGCUGUGCGCCUGCGUGGCUCGUGCCACUCUUGCUGCGCUGCGGCCGCGUCCUGCGGCGCUUCUCGCGGCCUGCUCGCGGCGCUCUUCGCGGCUCCUUGCUGCGCUGCGCUGCGGCUCGGCGCGCUGCGCUGCGGCCCGGCUCUGCUGCCUUCGGCUCGGCGCUUCCGCUCGCGCUGCGGCGCUUCCGCGCGGCUCCUGCGCGCGGCGCCUGCGGCUCGGCGCGAGCUGCGCUGCGCUGCGGCGAGCACGGUGAGCCUGGGGCCAGUGAACGUUCCUGCUCUGCUGCUCGGGAUCUGCAUGCGAGGCGCUUCCUCGCGGCGCUGGGCCCGUGCGCUUUCCGCGCGGCGCUGCUUCGCGCGCUGCGCAACAGCCCAGACACCACAAGGAUAUGCUUGAGGCUUCUUCGCUUCGCUUCCGCCGGCUCUUCCCCUUCUCUGCCUGCCUUGCGGCGGCCUUCCGAGGCCUCCUUGGGGGCCCUGAAAGGAAUGAUGGGGUCUUACACUUGUUCCCUCUCUCCCUCCCCCCCUCUCUUCUCCCUCUCCCCUCCCCACCCUCUCCUCUCUCUCUCUCCUCUCUCUCUCUCUCUCCUCUCAUUCUCUCUCUCUCUCCUCUCCUCUCCUCUCUCUCUCCUCUCCUCUCUCUCCCUCUCCUCUCCCCUCUCCCUCUCUCCCUCCCCCCCACCCUCCCCUCUCCUCUCUCCCCACCCUCCCCUCUCUCUCCUCCCGCGCCCCCAACCCUCUCCCUCUCUCCCCCCUCCACCCUCCCCUCCUCUCUCCCCCCCAACCCUCCCCUCCUCUCCUCUCCCCCCCCCAACCCUCCCCUCUCUCUCGUCUCUCUACCCACAACUCCUCCCCUUCUCUCUUACCCCCCCCGCCCCCACUACCCCCCAACCUACCGCCCGCACCCGCCCUCCCCAACCCUCCCCCCUCUCCCUCUACCCUCCCCAACCCUCCCUCUCCUCCGCCUCUCUCUCCCCUCUCUCCUUCUUCCCGCCCCCCCCCUCUCCUCUCUUCUCCCCCCCCAACCCCUCCCCUCUCUCUAACCUAACCCCCCAACACCUCCCUCUCCCUCUACCCCCACCCCUCCCUCUCUCUCUCUCCCCCCCCCCUCCCCUCUCUCUCUUCCCCCCCACCCUCCCUCUCCUCUCUCUCCUCCCCACUCUCCCCUCUCCUCCCCCAACCCUCGACCCUCGCUUCUCCCCCAACCCCCCCUCUCUCCCCUCCCCCACCCUCCCCUCUCUCUCCCCCAACCCUCCCCUCUCCUCCUCCCCCCCAACCCUCCCCUCUCUCUCUGCCACAAACCCUCCCCCUCCUCUCUACCCUACCUCUCCUCUCUCUCUUCGUCCCCUCUCUCCUCAUACCGCUCUACCCCCAACCUCCCCUCUCCCUCUCCCCCCACCCUCCCUCUCUCUCCUCUCCUUCCCCAACAACCCUCCCUCUCUCUCCUCCCCUCUCUCCCCCCCCUACCCUCCCCUCUCUCUUCCCCCCCCAGCCCUUCCCUUCCCCUCGCUCCCCUCCCCCCCAACCUCUCUCUUCUCUCUUCUCUCUCUCUUCCUUCCCUCCCCCCAUCCUCCCUCUCUCUCUCUCUCCUUCCCCUCUCCCCCAACCCCUCCCCUUCUCUCUCCUCCCCUCUCCUCCCCCCUAACCAUGCCUCUCUCCUCGCUCCGCGCUCCUCCCUCCCCCCCCAAACCUCCCCUCUCUCUCUUCCUCUUCCCCCCUCCUCUCUCUACCCCCCCCAACAACCCUCCUCGCGCCCCCCCCCGCUCCCUCGCUCCCUCCCCCCCAACCCUCUCUCCUCCCCCCCACCCUCCCUCUCUCUCUUCCUUCCCCACCAUCCCUCCCUCUCUCCUCUCUCUCCCCCCCAACCUCCCCCUCUCUCCUCUCCUCUCUCUUCUCUGCCCUCUCUCCCCCAACCCUCCCUCCCCUCUUCUCUCCUCUCUCUAGUUUUGCUACAGCCCCCUCUGAGGUGCCUCCCAACCUGAUCUGUACACCACACACAGCCUGGUACAGUGAACAGGCUUCUCUAGAAAUGAGAGAGUCAGCUUGGCCCACCUAGAGCCGCAGAGCCAUCACGCGGUACGGCCUGUUCGCCUUUCCCCAGCACCUCACUUGUCAGGGACCAUGCACAACAAGUAUUGCACCCCAUUUUUUGCUACAUAGCUCAUUUUCAUUUGCAGUACUAUAACGUAAGGCCGGGAUUCAAUUCAUGUCGUGUUGUACAGCAAUGUCGACAAGGCGCCCUUUUAAAGACAACGUUCUCACGUUCACAUUGAAAGUAAACGCUGCAGAUGUCACCUCGGGUUGAAUCCCGUCCUUAUUAUCCAGAAUUACAUCGCUGUCUGGAGGUGCAUUAGUUCAGGCGGGUUGAAUCCCGUCCUUAUUAUCCAGAAUAACAUCGCUGUCUGGAGGUGCAUUUAGUUCAAGCGGGUUGAAUCCCGUCCUUAUUAUCCAGAAUAACACCUGUCUGGCGGUGCAUUUAGUUCAAGCGGGUUGAAUCCCGUCCUUAUUAUCCAGAAUAACAUCGCUGUCUGGAGGUGCAUUUAGUUCAAGCGGGUUGAAUCCCGUCCUUAUUAUCCAGAAUAACAUCGCUGUCGGGAGGUGCAUUUUAGUUCAAGCGGGUUGAAAUCCGCCUUAUUAUCCAGAUACAUCGCUCUCUGGAGUGCAUUUAGUUCAAUCGGUUGAAUCCCCGUCCUUAUUAUCCAGAUAACAUCGCUCCUGUAGUGCAUUUAGUUCAAGCGGGUUGAAUCCCGUCCUUAUUAUCCAGAAUAACAUCGCUCUCUGGAGGUGCAUUUAGUUCAAGCGGGUUGAAUCCCGUCCUUAUUAUCCAGAAUAACAUCGCUGUCUGGAGGUGCAUUUAGUUCAAGCGGGUUGAAUCCCGUCCUUAUUAUCCAGAAUAACAUCGCUCUCUGGAGGUGCAUUUAGUUCAGGCGGGUUGAAUCCCGUCCUUAUUAUCCAGAAUAACUCGCUCUCCUUGAGGGCUUUAGUUCAAGCGGGUUAAUCCCGUCCUUAUUAUCCAGAAUAACAUCGCUGUCUGGAGGGGCAUUUAGUCAACGGGUUUUAAUCCCCUCCUUUUAUCCAGAAUAACAUCGCUCUCUGGAGGUGCAUUUAGUUCAGGCGUCCCUAACGGUCCUUUUCUAGGGUCCCUCUCCACACAGUUCACCCUGUAUCUAUACGCUCUCCCCCUCCCCUCUCCCCCCUCCCCCCCUCCCCCCCCCCCCCCUCUCCCCUCUCCCAUCUCCCCCUCCCCUUCCCCUCUCCCCUCCCCCCAUUUCCCCCUCCCCUCUCCCAUCCCCCCCCCCCCUCCCCCUCCCCCCCUCCCCCCUCUCCCCCUCCCCCCCCUCCCCCUCCUCUCCCCUCCUCCCAUUCCCCUCUCCCUCUCCCUCUCCCCCCCCCUCUCCCCCCCUCUCCCUCUCCCCUCUCCCUCUUCCCCUCUCCCCCCUCUCCCUCCCCCUCUCCCCCUCUCCCCCCCUCUCCCCCCUCCCCUCCCCUCUCCCCCUCCCCCCCCACCCCUCUUCCCCCCCUCUUUCCCCUUUUCCCCCCCCCUUCCCCUCUCCCCUCUCCCCUCCCCCCCUCCCCCUCCCCUCCCCCUCUCCCCUCUCUCCCCCCUCCCCCUCUCCCUCUCCCCUUCCCCCCUCCCCCCUUCCCCUUCCCUCUCCCCCUCUCCCCCUCUCCCAUCCCCCUCCCCCCCUCCCUCCCCUCCCCCUCCCCCCUCCCCCUCUCCCCCCCCCCUCUCCCCCCCCCCCCCCUUCCCCCCCCUCCCCCUUCCCCCCCCCCUCCCCCCCCCCAUCCCCCUCUCCCCUCUCCCCCCUCCCCUUCCCCCCCUCCCCCCCUCCCCUCUCCCCUCUCCCCCUCCCCCUCCCCUCCCCCCUUCCCUCCCUCUCCCCCCCCCUCUCCCUCUCCCCCUCUCCCCUCUCCCUCUCCCCUCUCCCCCCCCUCCCCUCCCCCUCUCCCCCCCAUCCCCCUCCCCUCCCUCCCCCCCCCCCUCCCCCUCUCCCCUCUCCCUCUCCCCCUCCUCCCCCCUCUCCCCUCUCCCCCUUCCCCUCUCCCCCCCCUCCCCCUCCCAUCUCCCCUCUCCCCUCUCCCCUCUCCCCCUCCCCCCUCCCCCCCCCCUCUCCCCUCUCCCCUCUCCCUCUCCCCCUCUCCCAUCUCCCCUCUCCCCUCUCCCCUCUCCCCUCUCCCUCUCUCCUCCCCAUCCCCCUCUCCCCUCUCGCCUCUCCUUCCCCUCUCCUCCCCCCCUCCCUCUCCCCUCUCCCCUCUCCCCUCUCCCCUCUCCCAUCCCUAUCCCUUCCCCCUCUCCCCCUCUCCCCUCUCCCAUCUCCCCUCUCCCAUCUCUCUUCUCCCCUCUCCCCUCUCCCCUCUCCCAAUUGUCCCAUUUCCAUUUCAAUAGGUCCUGCACAGGCGUUAUUAAAUCUGGAGUUGGCCGUGGGCGCGUCCCAAAUGGCACCCUAUUCCCUAUAUAGUGCACUACUUUUAACCAGAGUUCAUGGCAAAAGUAGUGCACUAUAUAGGGAAUAGGGUGCCGUUUGGGAUGCAUCCUAUGCCUCCCAGAUAACAUCCACAUUGUUAAAUGAUGUUAAUUAGUGAUUGUGUAGCCAGGCCAUAUAUGUUUGUGAGGCACAUAGCUAACAUCUUCAUCCUCCUGUAUCACUCAUUAGCACAUAGCUAACAUCUUCAUCCUCCUGUAUCACUCAUUAGCACAUAGCUAACAUCUUCAUCCUCCUUUAUCACUCAUUAGCACAUAGCUAAGAUCUUCAUCCUCCUGUAUCACUCAUUAGCACAUAGCUAACAACUUCAUCCUCCUUUAUCACUCAUUAGCACAUAGCUAACAUUUUCAUCCUCCUUUAUCACUCAUUAGCACAUAGCUAACAUCUUCAUCCUCCUUUAUCACUCAUUAGCACAUAGCUAACAUUUUCAUCCUCCUUUAUCACUCAUUAGCACAUAGCUAACAUCUUCAUCCUCCUUUAUCACUCAUUAGCACAUAGCUAACAUCUUCAUCCUCCUUUAUCACUCAUUAGCACAUAGCUAACAUCUUCAUCCUCCUUUAUCACUCAUUAGCACAUAGCUAACAUCUUCAUCCUCCUUUAUCACUCAUUAGCACAUAGCUAACAUCUUCAUCCUCCUUUAUCCCUCAUUAGCACAUAGCUAACAUCUUCAUCCUCCUUUAUCACUCAUUAGCACAUAGCUAACAUCUUCAUCCUCCUUUAUCACUCAUUAGCACAUAGCUAACAUCUUCAUCCUCCUUUAUCACUCCACAAGUUAUGGCUUCAGUUAGUCUGUGCUCUGUAUUAGAACUAGCCCUCUGUCUCCCCUCUUUACAUCUCCCCCCCCUCUCUAUCGCAGGCCGCAUCCCUGACAGCCUAAGAAACUGUGUGAACAAGGAGUUCUUUGUGACCACAGGACCGUGGGCAGUAAUGGACCAGCAAGGUGUCCACCCAGAGCUCAAUGGCACUGCCUACAGGUAGGCUGAGGAAGCACAGCGACAAGUGUGACAUCUACUGUGUGUGUGUGUGUUUGCUUCAGCAUUCUCCCUUUAGUAACAGGGUCUAGUAACAGGGUCUAGUAACAGGCUCUAGUAACAGGACAGCUCUAGUAACAGGGUCUAGUAACAGGACAGCUCUAGUAACAGGACAGCUCUAGUAACAGGACAGCUCUAGUAACAGGACAGGUCUAGUAACAGGACAGCUCUAGUAACAGGACAGCUCUACUAACAGGACAGCUCUAGUAACAGGACAGCUCUACUAACAGGACAGCUCUAGUAACAGGACAGCUCUAGUAACAGGACAGCUCUAGUAACAGGACAGCUCUAGUAACAGGACAGCUCUAGUAACAGGACAGCUCUACUAACAGGACAGCUCUAGUAACAGGACAGCUCUAGUAACAGGACAGGUCUAGUAACAGGACAGCUCUAGUAACAGGACAGCUCUACUAACAGGACAGCUCUAGUAACAGGACAGCUCUACUAACAGGACAGCUCUAGUAACAGGACAGCUCUAGUAACAGGACAGCUCUACUAACAGGACAGCUCUAGUAACAGGACAGCUCUAGUAACAGGACAGCUCUACUAACAGGACAGCUCUAGUAACAGGACAGCUCUAGUAACAGGACAGCUCUAGUAACAGGGUCUAGUAACAGGACAGCUCUAGUAACAGGGUCUAGUAACAGGGUCUAGUAACAGGACAGCUCUAGUAACAGGACAGCUCUAGUAACAGGACAGCUCUAGUAACAGGACAGCUCUAGUAACAGGACAGCUCUAGUAACAGGACAGCUCUAGUAACAGGACGGCUCUAGUAACAGGGUCUAGUAACAGGGUCUAGUAACAGGACAGCUCUAGUAACAGGACAGCUCUAGUAACAGGACAGCUCUAGUAACAGGACAGCUCUAAUAACAGGACAGCUCUAGUAACAGGACAGCUCUAGUAACAGGACAGCUCUAGUAACAGGGUCUAGUAACAGGACAGCUCUAGUAACAGGACAGCUCUAGUAACAGGACAGCUCUAGUAACAGGACAGCUCUAGUAACAGGACAGCUCUACUAACAGGACAGCUCUAGUAACAGGGUCUAGUAACAGGACAGCUCUAGUAACAGGACAGCUCUAGUAACAGGACAGCUCUAGUAACAGGACAGGUCUAGUAACAGGACAGCUCUACUAACAGGACAGCUCUACUAACAGGACAGCUCUACUAACAGGACAGCUCUAGUAACAGGACAGCUCUACUAACAGGACAGGUCUAGUAACAGGACAGCUCUAGUAACAGGACAGCUCUAGUAACAGGACAGCUCUAGUAACAGGACAGCUCUAGUAACAGGACAGCUCUAGUAACAGGACAGCUCUAGUAACAGGACAGCUCUACUAACAGGACAGCUCUAGUAGCAGGACAGCUCUACUAACAGGACAGCUCUAGUAACAGGGUCUAGUAACAGGGUCUAUGUACAGGAAGCUCUAGUAACAGGACAGCUCUAGUAACAGGACAGCUCUAGUAACAGGACAGCUCUAGUAACAGCGGUCUAGUAACAGGACCAGCUCUAGUAACAGGACAGCGCUACUAACAGGACAGCUCUAGUAACAGGACAGCUUAGUAACAGGGACGCUCUAGUAACAGGGUCUAGUAACAGGACACUUCUAGUAAACAGGACAGCUCUACUAACAGGACAGCUCUACUAACAGGACAGCUCUAUUAACAGAAUAGCUCUAGUAACAGGACAGCUCUAGUAACAGGGUCUAGUAACAGGACAGCUCUAGUAACAGGACAGCUCUAGUAACAGGACAGCUCUAGUAGGAACAGGGAAGCUCUAGUAACAGGUUAGAACAGGACAGAUCUAGUAACAGGACAGCUCUAGUAACAGGGUCUAGUAAAGGACAGCUUAGUAACAGGGUCUAGUAACAGGACAGCUCUAGUAACAGGGUUCUAGUAACAGGACAGCUCUAGUAACAGGACAGCUUAGUAACAGGACAGCUCUAGUAACAGGACAGGUCUGAGUAACAGGACAGCUCUACUAACAGGACAGCUCUACUAACAGGACAGCUCUAGUAACAGGACAGCUCUACUAACAGGAGAGCUCUAGUAACAGGACAGGUCUAGUAACAGGACAGCUCUAGUAACAGGACAGCUCUAGUAACAGGACAGCUCUAGUAACAGGACAGCUCUAGUAACAGGACAGCUCUAGUAUCAGGACAGCUCUACUAACAGGACAGCUCUAGUAGCAGGACAGCUCUACUAACAGGACAGCUCUACUAACAGGGUCUAGUAACAGGGUCUAGUAACAGGACAGCUCUAGUAACAGGACAGCUCUAGUAACAGGACAGCUCUAGUAACAGGACAGCUCUAGUAACAGGGUCUAGUAACAGGACAGCUCUAGUAACAGGACAGCGCUACUAACAGGACAGCUCUAGUAACAGGACAGCUCUAGUAACAGGACAGCUCUAGUAACAGGGUCUAGUAACAGGACAGCUCUAGUAACAGGACAGCUCUACUAACAGGACAGCUCUAGUAACAGGACAGCUCUAUUAACAGGACAGCUCUAGUAACAGGACAGCUCUAGUAACAGGGUCUAGUAACAGGACAGCUCUAGUAACAGGACAGCUCUAGUAACAGGACAGCUCUAGUAACAGGACAGGUCUAGUAACAGGACAGCUCUACUAACAGGACAGCUCUACUAACAGGACAGCUCUACUAACAGGACAGCUCUAGUAACAGGACAGCUCUACUAACAGGACAGCUCUAGUAACAGGACAGCUCUACUAACAGGGUCUAGUAACAGGACAGCUCUAGUAAUAGGACAGCUCUAGUAACAGGACAGCUCUAGUAACAGGGUCUAGUAACAGGGUCUAGUAACAGGACAGCUCUACUAACAGGACAGCUCUAGUAACAGGGUCUAGUAACAGGACAGCUCUAGUAACAGGACAGCUCUACUAACAGGACAGCUCUACUAACAGGACAGCUCUAGUAACAGGACAGCUCUACUAACAGGACAGCUCUAGUAACAGGGUCUAGUAACAGGACAGCUCUAGUAACAGGACAGCUCUACUAACAGGACAGCUCUUCUAACAGGACAGCUCUACUAACAGGACAGCUCUAGUAACAGGACAGCUCUAGUAACAGGACAGCUCUAGUAACAGGACAGCUCUAGUAACAGGGUCUAGUAACAGGACAGCUCUACUAACAGGACAGCUCUACUAACAGGACAGCUCUAGUAACAGGACAGCUCUACUAACAGGACAGCUCUAGUAACAGGACAGCUCUAGUAACAGGGUCUAGUAACAGGGUCUAGUAACAGGACAGCUCUAGUAACAGGACAGCUCUAGUAACAGGACAGCUCUAGUAACAGGACAGCUCUACUAACAGGACAGCUCUAGUAACAGGACAGCUCUAGUAACAGGACAGCUCUACUAACAGGACAGGUCUAGUAACAGGACAGCUCUAGUAACAGGACAGCUCUACUAACAGGACAGCUCUAGUAACAGGACAGCUCUAGUAACAGGACAGCUCUACUAACAGGACAGCUCUAGUAACAGGACAGCUCUACUAACAGGACAGCUCUAGUAACAGGACAGCUCUACUAACAGGACAGCUCUACUAACAGGACAGCUCUACUAACAGGACAGCUCUAGUAACAGGACAGCUCUAGUAACAGGACAGCUCUACUAACAGGACAGCUCUACUAACAGGACAGCUCUACUAACAGGACAGCUCUAGUAACAGGACAGCUCUAGUAACAGGACAGCUCUAGUAACAGGACAGCUCUAGUAACAGGGUCUAGUAACAGGACAGCUCUAGUAACAGGACAGCUCUAGUAACAGGACAGCUCUAGUAACAGGACAGCUCUAGUAACAGGACAGCUCUAGUAACAGGGUCUAGUAACAGGGUCUAGUAACAGGACAGCUCUAGUAACAGGACAGCUCUAGUAACAGGACAGCUCUAGUAACAGGACAGCUCUACUAACAGGACAGCUCUACUAACAGGACAGCUCUAGUAACAGGACAGCUCUACUAACAGGACAGCUCUAGUAACAGGACAGCUCUACUAACAGGACAGCUCUAGUAACAGGACAGCUCUACUAACAGGACAGCUCUAGUAACAGGACAGCUCUACUAACAGGACAGCUCUACUAACAGGACAGCUCUACUAACAGGACAGCUCUAGUAACAGGACAGCUCUACUAACAGGACAGCUCUAGUAACAGGACAGCUCUACUAACAGGACAGCUCUAGUAACAGGACAGCUCUACUAACAGGACAGCUCUAGUAACGUAACAGGACAGCUCUACUAACAGGACAGCUCUACUAACAGGACAGCUCUAGUAACAGGACAGCUCUACUACAGGACAGCUCUACUAACAGGACAGCUCUACUAACAGGACAGCUCUAGUAACAGGACAGCUCUAGUAACAGGACAGCUCUACUAACAGGACAGCUCUACUAACAGGGACAGCUCUACUAACAGGACAGCUCUAGUACAGGACAGCUCUAGUAACAGGACAGCUCUAGUACAGGACAGCUCUAGUAACAGGGUCUAGUAACAGGACAGCUCUAGUAACAGGACAGCUCUAGUAACAGGACAGCUCUAGUAACAGGACAGCUCUAGUAACAGGGUCUAGUAACAGGGUCUAGUAACAGGACAGCUCUACUAACAGGACAGCUCUAGUAACAGGACAGCUCUAGUAACAGGACAGCUCUAGUAACAGGACAGCUCUAGUAACAGGACAGCUCUAGUAACAGGACAGCUCUAGUAACAGGACAGCUCUACUAACAGGACAGCUCUAGUAACAGGACAGCUCUAGUAACAGGACAGCUCUAGUAACAGGACAGCUCUACUAACAGGACAGCUCUAGUAACAGGACAGCUCUAGUAACAGGACAGCUCUACUAACAGGACAGCUCUAGUAACAGGACAGCUCUAGUAACAGGACAGCUCUAGUAACAGGACAGCUCUAGUAACAGGGUCUAGUAACAGGGUCUAGUAACAGGACAGCUCUAGUAACAGGACAGCUCUAGUAACAGGGUCUACUAACAGGACAGCUCUAGUAACAGGACAGCUCUACUAACAGGGUCUAGUAACAGGACAGCUCUAGUAACAGGACAGCUCUACUAACAGGGUCUAGUAACAGGGUCUAGUAACAGGACAGCUCUACUAACAGGACAGCUCUAGUAACAGGACAGCUCUAGUAACAGGACAGCUCUAGUAACAGGGUCUAGUAACAGGGUCUAGUAACAGGACAGCUCUAGUAACAGGACAGCUCUACUAACAGGACAGCUCUAGUAACAGGACAGCUCUAGUAACAGGGUCUAGUAACAGGACAGCUCUAGUAGGGUCUAGUAACAGGACAGCUCUAGUAACAGGGUUGAAGAGCCCUGAUACAGGGUUACCUCUCAUUCCUUCACCAUGUCACCUCCCUGGCUGUUGAUCUGAUCUCAGUCUGUCCACCUCCAUGUGCUUCUCUCACACAGCCAAGCCAACCAAACUCUUCACGCCCUAACAACCGGUGUUCCUCAAGACAAAAUGUAAUACCUUUAGCACUCAGGUAAAUACUGUGCGAUGAUCUGGGCCAGCCUCGUUCUGCCAGGCCUGGAUAUACUACAACCAUAGAAAUAUAUUCUAUAGAACGGGCCUCCCCAUUCAUUCUACAGAUUGUAUUUCUAUGACUAGAACCUCCCUGUUUCUCACCUGUUUGCUGUGGACUGUAAUGUUGUUGUCAUCACCCUCUGUCAUGUUCCUUUAAAACAGCCCUUUACUUUAGAAAUAAACCAACUUCUGAGUAGAUUGACUUCCUUCCUCAGGGCUCUAUUCAACCCAUACUUGUUGCAUAGAUUUAUAUGCUAGCAAAGGUGGUGUUCCCAAACCCCAUCUUCCAUUAGAUAGACCAACCACUAAGUACUGUUCCCAAACCCCCUCUUCCAUUAGAUAGACCAACCACUAAGUACUGUUCCCAAACCCCCUCUUCCAUUGGAUAGACCAACCAACCACUAAGUAGUGUUCCCAAACCCCCUCUUCCAUUGGAUAGACCAACCACUAAGUAGUGUUCCCAAACCCCCUCUUCCAUUGGAUAGACCAACCGCUAAGUAGUGUUCCCAAACCCCCUCUUCCAUUGGAUAGACCAACCACUAAGUAGUGUUCCCAAACCCCCUCUUCCAUUAGAUAGACCAACCACUAAGUAGUGUUCCCAAACCCCCUCUUCCAUUGGAUAGACCAACCGCUAAGUAGUGUUCCCAAACCCCCUCUUCCAUUGGAUAGACCAACCACUAAGUAGUGUUCCCAAACCCCCUCUUCCAUUAGAUAGACCAACCACUAAGUAGUGUUCCCAAACCCCCUCUUCCAUUAGAUAGACCAACCACUAAGUAGUGUUCCCAAACCCCCUCUUCCAUUAGAUAGACCAACCAACCACUAAGUAGUGUUCCCAAACCCCCUCUUCCAUUAGAUAGACCAACCACUAAGUAGUGUUCCCAAACCCCCUCUUCCAUUGGAUAGACCAACCAACCACUAAGUAGUGUUCCCAAACCCCCUCUUCCAUUGGAUAGACCAACCACUAAGUAGUGUUCCCAAACCCCCUCUUCCAUUGGAUAGACCAACCGCUAAGUAGUGUUCCCAAACCCCCUCUUCCAUUGGAUAGACCAACCACUAAGUAGUGUUCCCAAACCCCCUCUUCCAUUAGAUAGACCAACCACUAAGUAGUGUUCCCAAACCCCCUCUUCCAUUAGAUAGACCAACCAACCACUAAGUAGUGUUCCCAAACCCCCUCUUCCAUUGGAUAGACCAACCGCUAAGUAGUGUUCCCAAACCCCCUCUUCCAUUGGAUAGACCAACCACUAAGUAGUGUUCCCAAACCCCCUCUUCCAUUAGAUAGACCAACCACUAAGUAGUGUUCCCAAACCCCCUCUUCCAUUAGAUAGACCAACCAACCACUAAGUAGUGUUCCCAAACCCCCUCUUCCAUUAGAUAGACCAACCAACCGCUAAGUAGUGUUCCCAAACCCCCUCUUCCAUUAGAUAGACCAACCACUAAGUAGUGUUCCCAAACCCCCUCUUCCAUUGGAUAGACCAACCACUAAGUAGUGUUCCCAAACCCCCUCUUCCAUUGGAUAGACCAACCACUAAGUAGUGUUCCCAAACCCCCUCUUCCAUUGGAUAGACCAACCACUAAGUAGUGUUCCCAAACCCCCUCUUCCAUUGGAUAGACCAACCACUAAGUAGUGUUCCCAAACCCCCUCUUCCAUUAGAUAGACCAACCACUAAGUAGUGUUCCCAAACCCCCUCUUCCAUUGGAUAGACCAACCACUAAGUAGUGUUCCCAAACCCCCUCUUCCAUUAGAUAGACCAACCACUAAGUAGUGUUCCCAAACCCCCUCUUCCAUUAGAUAGACCAACCGCUAAGUAGUGUUCCCAAACCCCCUCUUCCAUUAGAUAGACCAACCGCUAAGUAGUGUUCCCAAACCCCCUCUUCCAUUAGAUAGACCAACCACUAAGUAGUGUUCCCAAACCCCCUCUUCCAUUAGAUAGACCAACCACUAAGUAGUGUUCCCAAACCCCCUCUUCCAUUAGAUAGACCAACCAACCGCUAAGUAGUGUUCCCAAACCCCCUCUUCCAUUAGAUAGACCAACCACUAAGUAGUGUUCCCAAACCCCCUCUUCCAUUGGACAGACCAACCACUAAGUAGUGUUCCCAAACCCCCAUCUUCCAUUAGAUAGACCAACCACUAAGUAGUGUUCCCAAACCCCCUCUUCCAUUAGAUAGACCAACCACUAAGUAGUGUUCCCAAACCCCCUCUUCCAUUAGACAGACCAACCACUAAGUAGUGUUCCCAAACCCCCUCUUCCAUUGGACAGACCAACCACUAAGUAGUGUUCCCAAACCCCCAUCUUCCAUUAGAUAGACCAACCACUAAGUAGUGUUCCCAAACCCCCUCUUCCAUUAGAUAGACCAACCACUAAGUAGUGUUCCCAAACCCCCUCUUCCAUUGGAUAGACCAACCACUAAGUAGUGUUCCCAAACCCCCAUCUUCCAUUGGACAGACCAACCUCUAAGUAGUGUUCCCAAACCCCCUCUUCCAUUAGAUAGACCAACCACUAAGUAGUGUUCCCAAACCCCCUCUUCCAUUGGACAGACCAACCACUAAGUAGUGUUCCCAAACCCCCUCUUCCAUUGGACAGACCAACCACUAAGUAGUGUUCCCAAACCCCCUCUUCCAUUGGACAGACCAACCACUAAGUAGUGUUCCCAAACCCCCUCUUCCAUUGGACAGACCAACCACUAAGUAGUGUUCCCAAACCCCCAUCUUCCAUUAGAUAGACCAACCGCUAAGUAGUGUUCCCAAACCCCCUCUUCCAUUGGACAGACCAACCACUAAGUAGUGUUCCCAAACCCCCAUCUUCCAUUAGAUAGACCAACCGCUAAGUAGUGUUCCCAAACCCCCUCUUCCAUUAGAUAGACCAACCACUAAGUAGUGUUCCCAAACCCCCUCUUCCAUUAGAUAGACCAACCAACCGCUAAGUAGUGUUCCCAAACCCCCUCUUCCAUUGGACAGACCAACCACUAAGUAGUGUUCCCAAACCCCCUCUUCCAUUGGACAGACCAACCACUAAGUAGUGUUCCCAAACCCCCAUCUUCCAUUAGAUAGACCAACCGCUAAGUAGUGUUCCCAAACCCCCUCUUCCAUUGGACAGACCAACCACUAAGUAGUGUUCCCAAACCCCCAUCUUCCAUUAGAUAGACCAACCGCUAAGUAGUGUUCCCAAACCCCCUCUUCCAUUAGAUAGACCAACCACUAAGUAGUGUUCCCAAACCCCAUCUUCCAUUAGACAGACCAACCACUAAGUAGUGUUCCCAAACCCCCAUCUUCCAUUAGAUAGACCAACCGCUAAGUAGUGUUCCCAAACCCCCUCUUCCAUUAGACAGACCAACCACUAAGUAGUGUUCCCAAACCCCCAUCUUCCAUUAGAUAGACCAACCGCUAAGUAGUGUUCCCAAACCCCCUCUUCCAUUAGACAGACCAACCACUAAGUAGUGUUCCCAAACCCCCAUCUUCCAUUAGAUAGACCAACCACUAAGUAGUGUUCCCAAACCCCCUCUUCCAUUGGACAGACCAACCACUAAGUACUGUUCCCAAACCCCCAUCUUCCAUUAGAUAGACCAACCACUAAGUAGUGUUCCCAAACCCCCUCUUCCAUUGGACAGACCAACCACUAAGUAGUGUUCCCAAACCCCCUCUUCCAUUGGACAGACCAACCACUCAGUAGUGUUCCCAAACCCCCAUCUUCCAUUGGACAGACCAACCACUAAGUAGUGUUCCCAAACCCCCUCUUCCAUUGGACAGACCAACCACUAAGUACUGUUCCCAAACCCCCUCUUCCAUUGGACAGACCAACCACUAAGUAGUGUUCCCAAACCCCCUCUUCCAUUAGAUAGACCAACCACUCAGUAGAUCUAGAUGUAGACAAUAGUAGGAGGAGGUGUGUGGUUCAGGAAGCAUGACGUCACCUACAGGAAGUCUUUCAUUCACAUGGACAGUCUGCUUCUUGCUUGUUCAUCUCCAGAUUGACAGUGGUAGAUGUGUGUGUUAUCACUGUGUGAUGUGGUAGAGAGAGAGAACCAUUUAAAGUGUGUCUCUGGGUGAAGGAAGGACUUCUACUACUCUGCUGCCUGUCCUCGUCACUCAGUCACACAACACUAAAUGAAUGUUCAGCUCUGGGCUGCUUUGCUAUUGGCUGUCUGUCUACAGAUGACCUUUGACCCUGACCUCUAACCUCCCCCUCUCCCCCCAGAUACCCGCCGGGCGUGAUGGGCAUGGCUCCAGGGGGGAUGGUGCCAGGGGGGGGGGUACCAAUCACCCAUACCCUGCCAUCUGGUACGCACCCUUCCCAGGCCUCCUCGCCCAACCAGCCAGCCUCCAAACACUGUCACGGAGAGACCAGAGAGCACCUCACCGAGCAAUAG
Molecule: messenger RNA, 22363 nt
Organism: Coregonus sp. 'balchen'
Lineage: Eukaryota; Metazoa; Chordata; Actinopteri; Salmoniformes; Salmonidae
Source: the annotation of a GenBank genome assembly